Verticillium alfalfae VaMs.102 is the source of this 351-nucleotide messenger RNA. RefSeq lists its product with no specific name. Gene Ontology annotation, biological process: nucleosome assembly. NCBI's taxonomy places the organism in Eukaryota, Fungi, Ascomycota, Sordariomycetes, Glomerellales, Plectosphaerellaceae. The transcript has 6 exons. Gene Ontology annotation, molecular function: structural constituent of chromatin; protein heterodimerization activity; DNA binding. The record is from RefSeq and is a predicted model, not a curated record. Bases 1 to 351 code for a protein of 116 amino acids.
AUGCCAUCUCCUAGUGUUACUCAGAAAGGUGGACCAGCGGGGGUAGGAAGGGGUAAGUCUUACUUCGGCGGCCCUCAACGCAUGCGGAAGAUGAAGAAGGACGCCAUCCCCGGCAUCACUCGCCGGGGAGGAGUCAAAUUCAUCUCUGGAACUAUAUACAACGACAUUCGUGAGGUCUUAAUAGCUAGGCUGAAAAUGAUCAUCAAUGAUUGUAUCAAAUACGUUGAGUAUAGAAAGGCCAAGACUAUCACGGUCCAGGAUGUUCUGUUUACCGUCCGACGCUUCGGACAGCCCCUCUAUGGAUUUGAUCCGGGCACGGACACAGAGUUCAGCCUAACGAAGAAAAGAUAA